AUGAAACUAAUUCAAACUGUUCAUAUAGUCAAUAUACGUGUUGCUCGUUGGUACGGCAUUGUUAGUCUACCGCUCGUACUUCUCAAUGCGAUCAGUACUUUAGUCCUAUAUGUAUUUCCAGCAGUAUUUUUCUUCUUUCUGCGCCCGUCACAUUCUCAAACACCUGAUCAAGCAACGAAAUAUUUGGGCAUCAUAGGAUUUUAUGGUUAUCUUUUUUUCAAUUUGGUCUCACUCAUUUGGAUCACUGAAUCAUGUCUUAUUACGGUGACAAUGGGCGAACGACUUGUACAUCUUAAAAAACAGUUGAUAAGCCUCAAUGAGUUCCAUCAACAUCGUUUAGCCCAUGAAUCAAAGUCAGCAAUACGACGAAUAACAAACGAUUCUUUUGAACUUAUUAACCUCCGUAUACGUCUUCCGCAUACGCACACUAUUCUUCAGUCGAAUAUUUAUCUGCGAGCAUCUCGGAAUGAAUGUGUUUUCAUCACUGGUAAAACAGGUUGUGGAAAGACAAGUUUAAUGCGUGUUUGUGCUGGGCUAUGGCCUUUGGAUGCACAAUUCAUUAGUAUGCCUGCUCGAAGUGAUCUCAUUUUCAUUCCACAACGUCCAUAUUUGCCACUUGGUUCACUUCGAUUCCAAGUUCAAUUUCUACUACCAAAAAUGUCGAUAUCUAACCUAACUGAUGCUGAAAUUGAUAAUUUGUUUAAACUUGUUAAUAUGGAUUAUAUUUUGAAACGAUACGAUCUCAAUCAGGUAGUUGACUGGUCAUGUUGUUUAUCGAUCGGUGAACAACAACGUCUGUCUUUUACAUAUGCGGCAUGGAUCUGCUGUCUUGGAUUUUUGGGUGCAUAUUCGUAUUUAAACUAUCGUCUGGCAUCUCAAACCGGUGCUAUUUUCAGUAUUUUGUCUGAUUAUGCUUCAAGUGCAAUCGAUCUCGAAACAGGAAGAGCACGUUUACAACACGAAAUUCCAUUGCUUGUUCUACAAAUUGUCGGAUAUGCAGUGUUUUUCAGUGCUCAAAUUGGCUGUGGACAAAUUCUUGGAUCUUUGUAUACUCAAAGACAAUUAACAUACAUAUCACGAUUAUUACUCAACGACAACGAUUUGACUCUGUAUCAUACAUCAAAUACUCUAAGUCAACUGCCCAAUAUUCUAUCAUAUGAACUUGCCGAGUACAAUAUGCAUCUCUUUUAUAUACUUUUCGGUUCCAUCUAUUUUAAUGGUAUUCUUGGAGUAUUGAUCCUCUGUAUUCCCUACACCUAUCUACUUGGCUCACAAAAAGGUGGUGAAAUAAGCAUCUGUAUUAUUUACUUAUCUCAGUUGAUAUUUACGUGUUUCAUUCUUAUCGCUCUGGUUCCAUUUUAUCGAGCGAAUAAACAAUGGGAAACCUCAUUUACUGCUUUGGCAAAUGCUCAAAAACGUCUUGACUUACAUGCCGAACAGAUUGUUUUGUCAGACGAGAAUGUAAUUCAUAUUGAAGAGAAAUAUUUAAGAUCACAGUUGGACUUAUCGAUCAAUUCUCAGCGACGUGCUGGCUACUUUUAUGGUUUACUUGUUGGUGUCAGUGUAUUAGGUAAUUGGGCUGCAACUAUUAUCGUUUAUUGCAUUCCUGCAGCGAUUUACUUCCAUUUAACUGACAAUCCGACUGUCUCACAAGCCGGUGUUGUUCUGACAAUGAGUGUAUUCAAUGGAUACUUGAAUGGUACUCUCACAAUGAUGAAUUCCUACGGAUAUUCGUUGUCUCAAUUGUGGACUGUCGGACUGCGUGUGGUUCGAACGUUUGAAGAGCUCAAGACAACAAUUGCUCUUCAUCGUCGUCAACGAGCCCGUGAACUCGAUACUGGCAAACGUAUAUUCUUUCCGACGUCGACAGAUCAAGUUUUAACGCUUCGAAACGUUGAUGUUUGUCUGCCUUCGAAGAUCAUUUUACAGAAAGUGCUUAUUCGUUCUUUAUCAUUUACAUUGAACAAACAAUCGACCUUACUCAUUAGUGGACCAAGUGGAUGUGGAAAAUCAAGUUUAUUGCGCUUGAUUGCUGGUUUACAGUAUAAUACAUCCACUAGUCCUAAUUCUUGCAUCCAAUUUCUUCGACGUGAUUCAACAGUAUUUCUCCCUCAACAAUUACAUCUGAUCGAUGGUACAUUACGUCAACAGUUGUCUUACCUAUUUGAGUCAAAAGAUCUUGGAAUUCUUGUAGAAGAUAAUGUCAAGAUUCGUGAUGUACUGCUCAUUGUCGGUCUUGAACACCUUCUCGAUCGUUAUUCACUUGAUGUAUUCGAGCACAGAUGGUCGCGUAUUCUUUCUAUUGGUGAACAACAACGUCUAAUGAUUGCUAGCGCAUUACUGCUGCUAAAUACGAAAACAAUAGGCUGUCUCGUUCUUGAUGAAGUGACAUCCGGUUGCGAUGAAGAAACAGAACGACGAAUUUAUUUAUUUUUGUGUCGCAUGGCUAUACCAUAUAUUUCUAUUUCACAUCGACAUAGUUUGAUCGAUUAUCACACGCAUCAAUUGACGAUUGAUCCAAGCAAACAAUCAUAUACCUUCGUUUCUCUUCGUUCGAUUGUAUAA
Molecule: messenger RNA, 2565 nt
Organism: Rotaria sordida
Lineage: Eukaryota; Metazoa; Rotifera; Eurotatoria; Philodinida; Philodinidae
Source: the annotation of a GenBank genome assembly